Prorocentrum cordatum is the source of this 1501-nucleotide messenger RNA. NCBI's taxonomy places the organism in Eukaryota, Dinophyceae, Prorocentrales, Prorocentraceae. The record is from the annotation of a GenBank genome assembly.
AGCCCUGGCGGCCGGCGGCCGGCGCGCCAGGGGCGGCGGCCCCCCGGGGGAGGCGCCGCGGCCGCGCCUCGGCUGCGCUGUGCCAGGGGCAGCGCCAAGGCCAUGUCCACCCGCCCGCAUGGCAAUGCCACCCACUUGUGCGGGUCCCUCGCGCUGCGCGGCCGCGACCAGCGCCGCGUCAGCAAGGAGGGACGGCUGCCACAGAUCAUCUUCGGUGCCUACCGAGACGGGCGACGUGCAGCUUCCUGGCUCUACGGAGCCCCUCUCGCCCAUCAAGGUCGUCCUGGCGGAGGCGAAGCAGGCGUGCGGAAGGCGGGAUGGCCUGCGCGCGAGCUGCCGGCGAUCGGGGAUGGCCUGGGUCUGCGCGCGGGGCUCCGCCGGCUCCGGGACGCGAACGUGCAGCUACAGGCGCGGGUGGAGGGCGCCGACAGCAAGGCCGACACGCUUGGGGAGCAGGUCCGGACCCUGCAGGGCGAGGCGCAGAGGCUCCGGGAGGAGCUCGAGGCCUCGCAGAAGGAGGCCGCGGCUCUGCGCUCCUGGGCCGAGGGGGCCAAGAGCGAGGCGGCCCUGCAGAAGGCCCGCGCGGAGGCCGCGGAGGACGGAGGCCAUGGCCAAUCGGCACUGGGCCGAGUCUUCGAAGGGCAUGCAGGCUGCCAUCGCACAGGCGGUGGCGGACGUCGAGCGGCGCCUGAAGGUUUCGGAUGAGGCCAGGGCGGCGCUCGAGGCUCAGCUGGCCAAGCAGGCCCGGGACGCGGCGGCCGAGGGCGCGCUGCAGCGGCAGCGGCUGGAGGACGCGGAGGCCGCGGCCGAGGCGGCCGAGGCGGGCGCGGAGAGUGCCGGCAAGUUCGCUGCGGGGCUGCGGGCAUAUCGGCUCGAGUACCAAGCACGGUCGGUGGAUCACAGGACAGCAGUGGGCGCCAUGUUCAACCCUAAGAAGAAGAUUGUGAAGGACAAGGCCGCCGCCAUCACGGAGCUAGAGGAGGAGGUCGCCAAGGCAAUAUUUGACAUCGAGAUGUCGCCAACAAGUGACAUUAAGGCCGACCUCCGCGACGUGGUCAUCUCCGCCGCCAAAGAGGUGGAGGUGAAGAACGGCCUGCGCGCCGUGAUCGUGUACUUUCCGUACCGGGUCUGGGUGACGGUGCGCAAGAUACAAGGCCGCCUCAUCCGCGAGCUGGAGAAGAAGUUCUCCAAGAAGAAGGUGGUCUUCGUGGCCAACCGCACCAUCCUGGACCUGAAUUUCCGGCGCAGGGGCCUCAAGGUGCGCCCCCGGAGCCGCACCCUGACCGCGGUGCACGACGCGAUCUUGGAGGACGUCGUCGGCCCCACCGAGAUCGUGGGCAGGCGCACGCGCAUCACCGCGGACGGCACGAAGCUCAUGAAGAUCUUCCUCGACCCCAAGGACAAGGAGAAGGCCGACGUCGACACCAAGCUGACCACCUUCGCAGCAGUGUACAAGAAGCUCACGAACAAGGAGGCCGUGUUCAUGUUCCCGGAGGCGUAA